Molecule: messenger RNA, 919 nt
Organism: Lathyrus oleraceus (garden pea)
Lineage: Eukaryota; Viridiplantae; Streptophyta; Magnoliopsida; Fabales; Fabaceae
Product: transcription factor bHLH162
Exons: 3
Coding region: 175-792 (205 amino acids)
Biological process (GO): regulation of transcription by RNA polymerase II
Cellular component (GO): RNA polymerase II transcription regulator complex
Molecular function (GO): DNA-binding transcription factor activity, RNA polymerase II-specific; RNA polymerase II transcription regulatory region sequence-specific DNA binding; protein dimerization activity
Source: RefSeq, a predicted model, not a curated record
ACUCCACAUCGUUAAUUCCUUUCCUAUAUAUGACUGGUAUUAUACACACACACACUCCACUUCCACAGCAAUUCACAAUUUCAUCCUAUUCUUAAAUCUUAACCUAGUUACCUAUACCUCGUAACUAAGUAACUACUACCUCCUAGCCUAACCUAAUAAUAAUAUUGGUAUAUAAUGGAUCAUGUGAGAAAUGAUCAACCUUCUACCUCUACAAACAAAGUUGAAAGAAGACUUGUGGAGAAAAACAGAAGAAAUCAGAUGAAGAUUCUCUACACCAAACUCAACUCUCUUCUCCCUAACUAUAACCCCAAGGAGUUAGUGUUGGCAUUACCGGACCAAGUGGAUGAAGCCAUAAACUACAUUAAGAGUUUAGAGGCAAAUGUGAAGAUGGCUGAGGAGAAGAAAGAGAGAUUGUUAAUGGAGAAGAAGAAAAGGUCGCGUGAAUGUUGUUUUGGUGUCCCAAAAUUGCCAUGUUUUGAAAUUCAUGAAUUUGGUUCUUCACUGCAAAUCGUUCUUACGUGUGGUUUAGAUAAUCAGUUCAUUUUCUAUGAAAUAAUUCGUGUGUUGCAUGAAGAGAAUGUAGAUGUCAAGAGUGUCAAUUCCUCGACUGUUAGAGAUAAUUCAUUCCUACAUGUCGUGCAUGCUGAGAUUCCUCAAACUUAUGUUCAAUUUGGAGCGACAAAAGUGAGUGAAAGAUUGAAAAGGUUUGUGAGUGGAUCAUCCAGUGAUGUGGAAAUACAGCCUCAUGAGUUAUGGGAUUUUGAAAUUGUAAAUGAUGUGUGGAGUUUGUAGAUAGAGUCAUGCAAUUACUAAGAGUUUCUAGUUAGCUAGUCAUCUUAUUAAUUGUCAAGGGUUUCUAGUAUAGCAAAUCAUCCUAUUGUUAACCAUUUAUAAUAAUUAAUAGAAGAAAAUUAUUUAU